Messenger RNA from Astrephomene gubernaculifera, 2396 nucleotides. The record is from the annotation of a GenBank genome assembly. Lineage: Eukaryota; Viridiplantae; Chlorophyta; Chlorophyceae; Chlamydomonadales; Astrephomenaceae.
CCAACAUGCAAAGCACGUAACCAGAUAACGCUAUUGUUUUGCAGCGUUAUAUCUUUGACCAUCCGUCCUUCUUGAAGAACUCUUUCGCCCAGCAAAACUCUUUCCUACUUUUCUGUACGUACUAGUAGGAUAGCUGCCCCUUUAUACACACGUGAGCGGUGCUGCUAUGGCGGAGCCCGGAGAGGAGCCAGCUAGUGGGCCAGCACCAGACCCGAUUCUUUUCGAGCUUUACGGCUCAGAACGUCCACCCGUCGAGCUACUUCCUGGUGUAGCGCUAUCACCAAUAGUUAACUCAUGCUGGCUUCCUGGGGAUGCGAAGGCUAUGUUAUCAGAAAGCUGGAUUCCCGCGCCUCCAGAGGACGCGGGCGAGUCGACAGGCCCACCGCCUCCGUCGUUCGACGCUGCGGCUCCUGAGUAUAACGAGCUGGUGCGGCGGCUGGCGCGCUGCACCCCCUUCCUCAAGUGGAACCAGCUGACCAUUCAGGCGAAGGAGCUUGAGCUUGAGCUAGCUGGGUUGAAGGGCGCGGAGGCGGAGGCCAAGGCCGCGGAGCUGGAGGUCCUCCGAGUGGCCAUCGCGGACACGGAGGCGGCGGUGGCGGAACUGAAGGCAUCCUUCAGCGACGACCCGCUGUCGCUGGUGCCGUGGGUGCAGGCCCUGACGGACCUCGCAGACGCGGGCAUGACCACCUUUGAGGUGAGCGGCGCCGGCUGGCCCUAUUGCCCCCUGCGGCAACUGUUCGGCGAGCUGCCCUCGGCGGCACCGCCAGCGGGCUUCUUUGACGGAGCGGAGCGGGUGCUGGGCACCUUUAAACGGAGGUACGAGCGCGAGCGGGGUCCCGACCGCGUGCAGCUGCUGCUCAAGCUGGCUCCCAACGUCUUCACGGACGCCUGGGCCACCGGCGGGCCGACGGGCGCGGCUGCGGCGGUGGAGGCGUACGUGGAGCGGGCGCGGAGCAACGUGUACGGCGCGGAGGGGCUGACGACGCCGGAGGGGCUGCCGCUGCCGCUCGACCUGGUGCAGCUGGUGUGGUGGGACUUCCAGGCUUCUGACCCGCUUCCCGUUCUGAAGGCGCUUCAGCGGUUGGCAACAGACCAGCUGGAGGUGAACGAGGAGACGGGCGAGGUGGUGGUGACGGAGCCUCGGCGCAUCCGCGGUAUCGGGCUCGUUGACUUCCCCGCGGAGCAGCUGAAGGCGGUCAUACAGGCGGGCGUGCCCAUCACUUGCGUGCAGGUGGAGCACAGCGUGUGUGUGCGCAGCUCAGCGGCGGUGCUGACGCUGUGUGCGCGGUACGGCAUCAAGGUGCUGGCGCGCGGGGGCACACUGGGAGGCCUGCUGUCGGACAAGUACCUGGGGGCGCCGCCGCCGGACCCGGUCAAGGGCGACCCCGACCUGGACUCGGUGCCCGCCUGCCUGGAUAUGGUCAACAACAUCGGGGGGUGGAGCAAGCUGCAGGACGCGUUGACGGUGGUGAAGGGCAUUGCGGACAAGCACAGUGUGCGGCCGGAGACGGUCGCCCUGCGCUGGCAGAUCGACGUGGGUUGCUUCCCGCUGGUCACCACCCGCUGGGGGCAGCGCGUGUGGCGGCAGUUCGGCUACGAGGGUUGGGCGAGUGCGCAACGGAACGGCGGGAAACCAGGAGUGGACGCGGCGUUGUUCCAGGUGGAGUCGUUCCUGGAUGUGGACGAUGUACGGCAACUGGAGGGGCUAGCCACCGUGCAAGCAUGAGGAGCGAGGGGCGGCGGGUGAGGAGCGGACUUGUGGGGGAUGCCAGGCCCUUACCGGCCCAUACAUAAGAGCAUAGGAGUGGCGUGACGGGGGGGGUGAGCAGGGUCAGAGAGGGAAAGCGGGUAGGGCGAAAAGGUAAGGAGAUAUCGUGAGGUCGCUCCGGUAGUGAUGAUGCUUUUGGGAAACGGGUGCAAUGUGGGCGUUAACGGUGCUGUCAUGCCGUGAGGGCAGGCCCCGUAUCUAGAUAGCGGAAGGGGUUGGCGUGCUUGUGCAGUAAGUGGGUCUCGUUGUGAUCUGGUUAUUAUAACUGAUGAAGCAUAAUGGUAUACUUGACUUGUUCUGACCACUCCUGCGCAUGUCGGAAUGUGCUGACACCAUUUAGACACGUGCCGAGUAAGACGUGUUUUGUGGUGUCUCGGUACCUGAUGGCAGGGACUAGUAGGAUUCGCUGUGAAUGCAAAUACCGUUUAGCAUGAUGAUGAAUUUACGAUGUAGCUGUGCACCGAGAUGUGGGGUAGCUGGGAUGUGAGGUGGGGAGGCUGUUUAACGCAACGAGAGGUAGGCUACGGCACAUGUGACACGCAACCAUGAGAGGCUUUUCUUGAGUACGUGUUUUGCAAAGUCUGAGAUGCGCUGUAAAUGCUGCAGCAUGUUUCCACCGGCACCUGUG